ACACGCACUAAGCCAUUAUCGUUUGAUCUUUUGUUAUAACAAAUACUCUUGGUCCCUGGCAAAAUAUAAAGGAUACCUUAAUAAACCAUAAAAUAAUGUGGUUGGGUGGAAACCGGCCAAAGGAACGAAAGGAUUCAGAACGUGGAGCCACAUCCAUGGUCUGGCCAAGUGGCCAUCCAUCCAUAUAUAUGAUCGCCAUCUGGCUCAUUCUCCAGGAUAGCACACCUCCCUCUUCAAUUGUUGCAUUAGCCAGGAAAGAAGUCGUGCACAGUGGCAAAGCUAGGACAUUGUUGAUUCGGUGUAGUUCACCAUGAGGAAGGUGUGCGCCAACCUAGACCGGGAGGAUGGCCUCGACACAGUGCUCGAGGUGCCUGUCCCUGAGCUCUACAAGGAGCCAUCGUCGUCUGGCCACGGCCGGCGCCGGCGACGCACGGUAAAGGCAUGGGUGUGGUCGCGCAUGGAUCAGCACCACCGACGAUAUGGCGCGCUGCCUUCCCAGGCCGAUGUGCAGCUAAUGCUCGGCGUGAUCGGCGCGCCUCUAGUGCCGCAGCCCAUUGAGGCUAGGAAAGCCAUGGCCGGAGAGGACAUCAAGGAGGAGCCCCUUGAGGUGUCGAAGGCCAAGUACAUCGUGGAGCAGUACGUCGCGGCGUCAGGAGGCGAGCCGGCACUGAGCGCGGCGACGAGCAUGUACGCUGUGGGGAAGGUACUGAUGAGGGCGACAAAGGGUCAGAAAGCCAAGACGGGAAUGGGCGUGGUCCACGGCGGUGGCGACAUUGCCGGUGGCUUCGUGGUGUGGCAGAAGAGGCCGGAGAUGUGGUGCGUGGAAAUGGUAGUGGCCGGCGGCACCAAGAUGAGCGCCGGGAGCGACGGCAAAGUCGCCUGGCGCCAGACGCCCUGGCAGCAGGCCCACGCUUCACGGGGUCCCCCGAGGCCUCUCCGCCGAUGCGUGCAGGGUCUUGAUCCGAAAUCAACGGCAAACCUCUUCUCCACAGCCACGUGGGUGGGCGAGAAGACCAUCGACGGCGACGACUGCUUCGUGCUCCGCGUUGACGCCGACCCCUUGGCUCUACGCGCGCGGAGUAGCGCCGACGUCGAGGUCGUCAGGCACGCCGUUUGGGGAUACUUCAGCCAGAGGACGGGGCUGCUGGACCGCCUCGAGGACAGCCACCUGCUGCGCAUACGCAUGCAGGGCGCGUCGUCCGCCCAGACCGCGUACUGGGAGACCUCUAUGGAGUCGUCAAUCGGCGACUACCGCGCCGUCAACGGCAUCAACAUCGCGCACGCUGGCCGCACCGUUGUGUCGCUGUCCCGAUUCGGCAGCAGCGCCAACGACCAAGACGAUGGCUCCGACACCGACGUGCUUGGCAGCAAGAGGACGUGCACAUGCAUGGAGGAAACGUGGAGCAUCGAGGAGGUCGACUUCAACAUCAUGGGCCUGUCCACGGAGUGCUUCUUGCCUCCGAGAGACCUGGUACCUUGCAGCUCUAAACCAGUGGAGAAAGAGCAUUGCGCUGGCCUUGACCACAGCUGCAAGAAAGAAGACGCGGUUGGUACCGUUCCUGCUACAAGUGCGGUCGUUGGUAGUUGCGACCCAGCUGCAGUCGACGUAAAGUACAAGAACAGUGAUGGCGGUGUCCGACCGCUGGCCACGGCGAGAAAGGCUCUUGUUCCGGCGGGAACAGGGCUAUCCUGGUUCGGGACUGCCAAGGUUGUGGCUGUCGACACCGCCGCCGAGUAAUUACUGUUACUAUGGGGUUGUGCAUAAGUACAUGUUGCGUAGUUGCGGAGGCGUGCGUUUGUUGCGCGCCCCGUCUGGCAGCUGGCGAGAACACCUUUAGUCUUAGUUUCAUCUUGCUCUGCAUAGUGCACAGUAGGAUAUAUAUUGAACCCGUAGACUUUUCCUUCACCGGA
Sorghum bicolor (sorghum) is the source of this 1911-nucleotide messenger RNA. RefSeq lists its product as uncharacterized. Lineage: Eukaryota; Viridiplantae; Streptophyta; Magnoliopsida; Poales; Poaceae. The record is from RefSeq and is a predicted model, not a curated record. The coding region runs from base 311 to 1738 and encodes 475 amino acids. The transcript is spliced from 3 exons.